Molecule: messenger RNA, 690 nt
Organism: Corylus avellana
Lineage: Eukaryota; Viridiplantae; Streptophyta; Magnoliopsida; Fagales; Betulaceae
Source: RefSeq, a predicted model, not a curated record
AUGGUUAUCCUCCCCACUAAGGAUAAUCUCAAACGAAGAGGGGUUCUUGAGGAAGAAUUAUGUUUCUUCUGCUGUCAAGAGAGGGAAACAGCCCACCACAUUCUAUGGGCCUGCCCAUCGGCACAAGACGUAUGGGGAUUAAGCAUCAGGAAGCUCCAAAAAUGUAGCUUGCAUUGCAGCACUAUUCUUACGUCCAAGGAGAUAUGGCAACGUCGAAAUUGUAUAUUGCAUGGGGGGAAGUUUACCCAUCCAAUUGUUGUUGCAAAUCUGGCCAGGGACCGCCUUUUACAAUUCUCUCAGGCAAACACUCUUGUGAUAAAUUGCGGAGACUUGGGGGCUGCAGAAACGAAGACAAAAUGGCAGGCUCCACCAGGCUUCUAUAAAGUCAAUUGGGAUAUUGCACUCUCAACCGUCAAUAACUGUAUGGGAAUUGGCGUGAUUGUACGGGAUGAAAGAGGCCACGUUCUAGCAGCAAAAAAUCAGACGAUCCAUGCAACCCAUGAAUCUGUCACCGGGGAAGCCCUUGCAGCUCUACACGCAGCAGAAUUCUGUCGGGAGUUAGGCUUUUUCGAGAUUCUGCUAAAGGGAGAUUCGAUGUCAGUAGUCAAGGCCAUUGGGGAGAAUACCCAAAACUGGUUAAAGUAUGGGCAAAUCAUGGAAGACACCAAGAUGGUUCUGAGAUCCCUCUGA